Molecule: messenger RNA, 5525 nt
Organism: Doryrhamphus excisus (bluestripe pipefish)
Lineage: Eukaryota; Metazoa; Chordata; Actinopteri; Syngnathiformes; Syngnathidae
Gene: pde11a
Product: phosphodiesterase 11a
Biological process (GO): signal transduction
Molecular function (GO): protein binding; 3',5'-cyclic-nucleotide phosphodiesterase activity
Source: RefSeq, a predicted model, not a curated record
CACACACACACACACACAUCGCGGUGAUGCUCGCCUGUGAAUCUCUCUGAUGUUCCACACUGCUUCUUUCUUGUUGUCUACCCCCCUCAGCCCGAUCACUGAUGGACUCGAACAAGGGGGUAAAAUAUGCCCAAAGGAGGGGAUACGUUAAAGAAGGGCAUCAUAGAGAUGGAGGGCGCGUCUGUACUUCUCUAACCCGGACCUCCAGCCAAGCUUCAUAGAUGAUCUUUGCCUACGCGACUUCGGGGCUUUGGUGCACGGAGGAGCAUCUGCAGACCAGGUAUGGCAGUGGCGAAUAUGGUGUGUUUCUCUGACGUGGAAACUUUCCUGGACUCGCACCCGGAGUUGUUCGAGGACUACCUGAACAGAAAGGGCACGUAUUGCAUGGUGGAGAAGUGGCUUAAGACCCACCCGGCGACCAAAGGUCCGGCGUGUCCGGCGGUCGCGACCCCGGCCGAGCCGAGGGAAGACAAGGGCGCCGCGCUGAGGGACAGCUGGGCGAGCAAAUGUGACGGUCUUCAGCGGAGAGCCUCGCAGAAGGAGCUGCGCAAAACUUUCGCCCGCUCCAAAGCCGUCAACGUCAACAGAACCUACGACGAGCACGUCAACUCGCGGGCCCAGGAACCGCUGAGCAGCAUGCGGCGGAGAGCUUUGCUGAGGAAGGCGAGCUCCCUUCCUCCCACCACCGCGCAUAUCCUCAGCGCGUUGCUCGAGUCCCGAGUCAACAUCCCUCAGUACCCAUCCACGGCCGUGGACUUCAAGUAUUACCUCAAGGAGAACAACGAGAGGGAGUUCUUCCUGGAGCUCGUCAAAGACAUCUCCAACGAUCUGGACCUGACGAGCCUCAGCUAUAAGAUCUUGGUGUUUGUGUGCAUCAUGGUGGACGCGGACCGGUGCUCCUUGUUCCUGGUGGAGGGCACCGGCAACAAGAAGACACUCGUGUCCAAAUUCUUUGACGUCCACGCGGGCACCACAGUGCUUCCUUCCAUGAACUCGGAUGAGGUUCAGGUGCCGUGGGGGAAAGGGAUCAUCGGUUACGUGGCGGAGCACGGAGAGACCGUCAACAUCCCUGACGCAUACCAGGAUCGGCGGUUCAGUGAUGAAAUUGACAAGCUGACGGGGUACAAGACCAAGUCGCUCCUGUGCAUGCCCAUUCGCAACAGCGACGGCGAGAUUAUCGGCGUGGCGCAGGCCAUCAACAAGACUUCCAGCGUGGAACUCUUCACAGAAGACGACGAAAAGGUGCUGCAGAUGUACCUGCCCUUCUGUGGCAUUGCAAUCUCCAAUGCCCAACUCUUUGCUGCGUCAAGGAAGGAGUAUGACAGGAGUCGGGCGCUCCUGGAGGUUGUCAACGACCUCUUUGAAGAACAGACUGACCUGGAGAAAAUAGUCAGGAAGAUUAUGCACCGUGCUCAAACAUUACUAAAGUGCGAGCGCUGCUCUGUUCAGUUGCUCGAGGACAUUGAGUCACCGGUGGUGAAGUUCACUAAAUCUUUUGAGUUAUUGUCACCUAAGUGCAGCGCUGACACCGAAACGAGUUUCAAGGACAGUAUGGAAAAGUCUUCGUACUCGGAUUGGCUCAUCAACAACAGCAUUGCCGAGCUGGUCGCGUCCACGGGUCUUCCUGUAAACAUCAGCGAUGCAUACCAGGACCCUCGCUUUGAUGCUGAGGCGGACCAGUUCUCAGACUUCCACAUUCGCUCAGUGCUUUGUGUUCCGAUAUGGAACAGCAAUCAUCAAAUUAUUGGUGUGGCUCAAGUGUUGAACCGCCUCGAUGGGAAACCUUUCGAUGAUGCAGACCAGCGUCUCUUUGAGGCAUUUGUGAUCUUUUGUGGACUGGGCAUCAACAACACCAUCAUGUACGACCAGGUGAAGAAGUCCUGGGCCAAGCAGUCGGUGGCUUUGGAUGUUCUCUCAUACCAUGCUACUUGCUCCAAGACUGAAGUUGACAAAUUCAAGGCUGCCAACAUCCCCCUUGUGUGCGAGCUGGGCAUUGACAAGCUUUCCUUUGACGAUUUCUCCCUGGAUGUGGAUGCCAUGAUAACCGCUGCUCUGAGGAUGUUUAUGGAGCUGGGAAUGGUCCCCAAAUUUAAGAUUGACUACGAGACGCUGUGCAGAUGGCUGCUGACUGUUAGGAAAAACUACCGGAUGGUUUUGUACCACAAUUGGAGACACGCCUUCAAUGUGUGCCAGUGCAUGUUUGCCAUGCUCACGACGGCCGGCUUCCAGGAGACUCUGACAGAAGUGGAGAUCUUAGCCCUCAUCGUGGGUUGCGUGUGUCACGACUUGGACCACCGGGGCACCAACAACGCCUUCCAGGCGAAGACGGGCUCAGCUCUCUCUCUGCUUUAUGGGACCUCAGCAACACUUGAGCACCACCACUUCAACCACGCCGUCAUGAUCCUGCAAAGUGAGGGUCACAACAUCUUUUCCAACCUCUCAUCCACCGAGUACAGCAACCUCAUGCAGCUGCUCAAGCAGUCCAUCCUGGCAACAGACCUCACGCUUUACUUUGAGAACAGAAACACCUUCUUUGACCUGGUCACCAAAGGAGAGUACAACUGGAACGUGAAGGCCCACAGAGACAUGUGCAGAUCGAUGAUGAUGACGGCAUGUGAUCUUGGUGCUGCCACCAAACCUUGGGAAAUAUCCCGCAAGGUGGCCGAGUUAGUGACCAGCGAGUUCUUUGAGCAAGGCGACAGGGAGAGAUCAGAGCUGAAGCUCACACCCUCGGCCAUCUUUGAUCGAAACAGAAAGGACGAGCUGCCCGGUCUUCAGCUGGAGUGGAUUGAUGGCAUUUGUGCCCCCCUCUAUGAGACUCUGGUCAAGUUGAAUCCUAAACUUCAGCCCAUGUUCGACAUGAUCCAAGCCAAUCGGGCCAAGUGGGAGGAGCUUAACAACAAGCGAACACAGAGCCACAGCGUCUCUGCCCCAGCAAGCCCCUGCGGCGUCAGUGACGUCUCUGAGAACAUCGUCUUCACGGUUCCCAAGACGGGCAGCUCUCCCCGCUGUAGCGGCGGCCCUGACGACACGGCCUCGAAAUCCGUCGGUUAGCUUCCACCAGCGCGGAGCCCGCUUCCUGCUUCCUCUUCUCCAUGCAGCCUGCAACUUGUGCAGCGCAUGCGAGGGCUCUCACUUUUUCCUCCUUAGUGAUGAGCUCCGGUUUUCGGCGCCCGUCCAAGCGGCUGCAGAUGUGAGGAGACCGCCAACGGGUCAUCAUGUCAGCUGACUAUUCUGGGCAUUGCACAACUAUUGGCAUGGCCAAAUAUUGGAGAGGGGAAAAUUCUUGCGACACAUGCUCUCUGUAAAUGUGUACAUAGGCUACCGAGGACCGUGUUGCAUUCAAGUGCUGUCCUGAAACCCGAAAAGAAGGAUAAAGCUUUGCAGGGCAGUGCUUGCAAUGUUCCACUUCCUUCCCUCUUGUGCCUUGUUACAAAGACCCCCAUGAAAAAUGCAUGCUGUCCUCACACACACACACACACACACACACACAGACACACACAAUGGGAAAUGCCGCCUGCGAUGGAUUUUGGUGCCACCGUUGGCAAAAGACACCACUCACAGUCACUAAGAAAGUUUUUAUCAUUGUGCCUUUAUACACCACAGCGAUGGAUUUGAACCAAAAACAUCAAAGAGUAGAAAGGUUUACAUUUAAUUGAAGAGCUUUUACCAAUAUAUUAUACAAUACAUUAUACAAUACAUUAUACAAUACAUUAUACAAUAUACCAUUCAGGAAUUACAGCUGUAUUUGGACAUAAAGACAUCAUUGUAAAUUGAACAUUUGUCAUUUUUGAUACACUGGAACCUCGGUUUUUGGCAUCAAUUUGUUCCAAAAAGUACAAAAACCAAAGCAAUCCAUUCCAGACACCCAAAAAUAUUCAAUUAAAAAAAGAUUUGUCCCCAGGGGGCGAUCAAAGGCACAUAGAGCAGCAAGCAGUGUAACUACUCUUAGUACGAUAUCGACUGUUUUUGUCAUUUAUUUUAUUGUAUUAUCGUCAUGUUUUAUUUUUUUAAGUAUUAUUUUAACAAAUAUGAACAAAAUAGAGAAUAAUUAUAUGUUAUUGACUAUUUAUUGUGUAUAUAUAUUUAUUUAUAUUUUUAAUUAUUAUUUUAUUAGUAUUAAUUCUCAACAAAAAUACAAAAAUAUUACCCAGGGGAAAAGUCAUAUUAGGAGAGGAAAAAAAAAUUAUUUUUUGGAAAAUUACCCUGGAGAAAAUAUACGAUGAAAUUCAAAAUAAUAUAGAAAUUAAGUCAUAUUAGUGGAAGAAAAUGAACAAGAAAGUUUCAAUAUUUGGACAUCUAAAAAAUAAGCAACAAACAUGCAAAUAAUUGAAGUAAUUUAAUGGAAGUAAUGUCAAAAUAUGAAAAUAAGUUAAAACGAGAAUAACUAAAAUAUGAGGAAAAAUAAUGUCCCUUUGGUAGCAUAGAGUAGAAAUAUUAUUAUUUUUUAAUUAGGUUGGGGGGGAAAGGUUAUAAUGUAAGGCCUGGGGCCCCGGGUUUUAGGGGGCCCAGAAACAACAACAAUGGCAUUGAUGAUGCGAUUAUGAGACAAUGACGUAGCAACACCCCUUGGGGGCCCCCAGCGACCCAGAAAUUGUGUGCAAAAAAAAUUUUUUUUGGUAUGCAUGGAUGGGAUGGGGUGCUUUGAGGCCCCAAGGACAUCAGGAGGAACUAAAAUAUGGGAAUAAAGUCAAAAGAAAACAAAUAUUUAGAAAAAUAACUAUAAAGUUCUACACUUCUACACAACCAUGGCGGUUGUUUUAUUCUAUUUCGGUGGUGUGUAAAGGAAAAAUCCUAAAAACUGGACCUUACAUGAAUACAUGAUGGGUGUAGUUUAACACAUUACCACACACACACACACACGUGCCUUGAUGACGUUACCACGUGUUUUCCUGCUAAAGUAAGCCAUUGAGUCUACCGAAUUAACUCUUAAAGUUGCAUUUACUUUACUAAAUAUUUGGCCUUUUUCCUCAUCAGCGCUCAUCAAUUCUUCUGACUGUCUUAGCUUUUAUUAAGAAAAAAUAUCGAGACUUGUACUGAAGUGCCAAUGUAAUAUCAUAAGCUAAUAUUUUCACACGUCGUAUUAUUUAUUUUUUUUUGCCUUAUGACUUGUAGUUUUGUUGUUUUUUGAAACGUGACUUUUGUGCACCUUGGCAGGCAUGGAUGUGCGCGUGCUACUUGACGUUGUUUUCAUUGGUCGACGGAAAGAGACGUUCAAGUUGCAUGUUUUUCAGUGCGGCGUGUGACGUUUUCUAAGCACGCCGAGGAUGUAGCAGCCACGGGAGUAAAAACGAAUACCUCGGAUUUCCAAGCGUCCGUGAACAUGCAUGUGUUUACGUCUGUUGCAUGAGGUUAUGCUAGUGAUGAAUAUCGCUGUUCUAUUUUUCUAUCAGUCUCUUCAUCAAAUUGUCUAUUUUGAUGACGUAACGUGUUUUCUUGUACGUGUGUUCAGACCAGAGAGGGGCAAAGUUAAAAGAAAAGCCCAGGCAUGACAUCUCUUUCAGUACUUUCAAAUUAAAUUAAAA